Messenger RNA from Parnassius mnemosyne (clouded apollo), 2826 nucleotides. Lineage: Eukaryota; Metazoa; Arthropoda; Insecta; Lepidoptera; Papilionidae. The record is from the annotation of a GenBank genome assembly.
AUGGGUAAAGUUCGAUCAGCUCCAGGUGCGCCCCGUAAACAGGGCUUUAAUAAAUCUGGACAUUCGAUGAAUCCAGAUCGCCCUACUGAAGGUCUAAAAGGAGUAGGUAAACCCAGGACAAAAGGGACAAUCAAAAGAUUACAGAUGUAUCGUAAUUUUAAGGCGAAAAGAGACAAAACUGGAAAAAUUCUAACGCCCGCACCAUUUCAAGGCUGGUUACCAUCUGGUACUCAAGCGAGAGUUGAGCCAAAUCAAAAGUGGUUUGGAAAUUCGAGAGUAAUUUCACAGAGUGCACUACAAAAAUUCCAAGAAGAAUUUGGAGCUGCUGUUAAGAACCCAUAUAAGGUUAUUAUGAAGCCCACAAAUUUGCCAAUUACCUUGCUCAAUGAAAAAGCUAAGCACGCUAGAGUUCAUCUUCUAGAUACUGAAAGUUUUGACAAAACAUUUGGCCCUAAAAAGCAAAGAAAGCGAGUAAAUUUAAAAUUUAAUGAUAUUGAAAAUUUUUCUAAAGCUGUUGAAGAGAGUACUGAAAAAUAUGAUGAAACUAAAGAUGUUGAUAGAGUUCGUGAAGACACUGGCGUAAAAGAGGGACAAAGAGAUUGGGUGUUUGGUGCUGGUAUGAGUAAGAGAAUUUGGAAUGAAUUGUACAAAGUAGUUGAUUCAUCUGAUGUUCUUUUGCAAGUUCUUGAUGCUCGGGAUCCAAUGGGAACAAGAAGCCCCUAUGUUGAGAAGUUUUUAAAAGAGGAAAAGCCACAUAAACACCUAAUCUUCAUUUUAAAUAAAGUUGAUUUGGUUCCCAAUUGGGUAACACAGAGAUGGGUUGCAAUUUUAAGCUCAGAGUACCCAACCAUUGCAUUUCAUGCUUCAAUGACUCAUCCAUUUGGUAAAGGUUCACUUAUCAAUUUAUUACGUCAAUUUGCAAAGUUACAUAUUGAUAAAAAACAAAUAAGUGUUGGUUUAAUUGGAUAUCCUAAUGUUGGGAAAUCAUCUGUUAUUAAUACUUUAAGAGCUAAGAAAGUCUGCAAAGUAGCACCAAUUGCAGGAGAAACUAAAGUUUGGCAAUAUAUAACAUUAAUGCGAAGAAUAUUCUUAAUUGAUUGCCCUGGUGUUGUUUAUCCUUCUGCUGAAACAGAUACUGAGAAAGUUCUUAAAGGUGUUGUUAGAGUAGAAUUAGUACAAAAUCCAGAGGACUAUAUUGAAGAAGUUAUAAAAAGAGUGCGUAAAGAUUAUCUAAUAAAAACAUAUAAGGUUGAUGGGUGGGAAACUUCAACAGAAUUUUUAGAAAAACUUGCCGCAAGAACUGGUAAACUUUUGAAAAAAGGUGAACCUGACAUAGCUCAAGUGGCAAAGAUGGUUCUUAAUGACUGGCAAAGAGGUAAGUUACCUUUUUAUGUAGCACCAGAGGGAUUUGAAGUACCAUUGUCUAAGGAAAUUACAAAGCAAACAGCACCUAAUAAUGAUGAUAUCAAAGAACAGAACACUGUUCAAGAAAAUGAAGAAGCAGUUAAAGAAAAUGCAGAUCCAAAAGAAAAUGUAAAUACUUUAGAAAAACCAAACUUAAUUAUUAAUAAAUUGGUUAUAGCACAGGACUUUGCUAAAAUAAGAGUAGGCCUACCAUUUGAUAAUGAAGAGGAUGUCAAACCACUUCAAAAAAUAAAUAUUCCAGAUGAACUGAAGGAUAUAGACGAUGAAGAAAAUCAAGAUGAUGAAAAGGAAGAGGAGAAAGAAGAGGAGAAGAAAAAUGAAAGUGACACUGAAUCAGAUAUUAGUAACUUUUAUAGUGAUGAUGAUAAGGAAUGCAGUGAUGUAGAAGAUUAUUUGACUAAUGAUCCAGAAACAGUGAAAGAAAUGAAAAAAAAGAAAUUAGAAGUGGCUAGUGGUACUUUUACUGUAGAGGAAUUAUCACAAAAGUGCUUGAAACGUAAAGCUAGUGCAAACAUAAACACCAUAAAUAAAAUGACAGCAAAACAAAGGAGAGCUUUGGAAAGGUCUCAACGUCGAACUAAAACAGGAAGCAACUUCUAUGAAGUAUCCAAUAUGUCAUCAGGCAGUGACAGCGAUGAAGACUAUGUACCAAAAGAACCUGAGAAACUGUCUGAAGAAGACUCAGCAGAUGAGGAAACCGAAGUACAAUAUGAAAAUGAAAUAGAGCAAAAGAGUAAAAAACGUAAAGCUGUUCCAAAGAAGUGUAAAACGAAAAAGAGGGCUACGAAUGGUCUUAAGGAGAGUGAAGACAAUGAAAAAGUUGAAAUGCCUGAUGAAACAAAAGACCCUGAAGAAGAAAAGAAACGAGAGGAAGAUCUUUGGGCUAAGUUUUUAGAGGGAACUGACACAAAACCAAAAUCUAGUAUAAAAGAUUCACAUAGUGAAACUAAACCUACCCAUUCUAGUGCAGAAUGUGAUAAAGGAAUGUCAUUAUCAAAAAAUUCUAAGCUGGAUAUUGAAAGUGAUAAGGAAAGAGAAAGGAGAAUUUUUGAAUUUGCAGGUGAAACUAUUAUUGUGGAAAACAAUGUUAUAAAAGAAAAAAUUAAACCUAAUGAGAGUUCACCUUCAGUGAGUAAAGAUAUUCUUUCACGAAGUCGCGGAUCUGGUGGCUUAUCAAAUGUUUUGGGUCAGUUGAAUAAAAAGAACAAGCUCUCAACCCUUGAAAAAUCGAAGCUUGAUUGGAAUACAUAUAAAAAAGUGGAAGAUAUUGAAGAUGAAAUUCAAAGUCACAAUAAAGGAAAGCAAGGAUAUCUGGAACGUCAAGAUUUCCUAGCACGCGCAGAUGUCCGUCAGUAUGAAAUUGAACGAGAUUUAAGAAUGAGCAAAAGGGGCAACCGAUGA